Molecule: messenger RNA, 1164 nt
Organism: Lepus europaeus (European hare)
Lineage: Eukaryota; Metazoa; Chordata; Mammalia; Lagomorpha; Leporidae
Product: protein PAT1 homolog 2-like
Exons: 3
Biological process (GO): P-body assembly; deadenylation-dependent decapping of nuclear-transcribed mRNA
Cellular component (GO): P-body
Molecular function (GO): RNA binding
Source: RefSeq, a predicted model, not a curated record
AUGCGAGGUUCACGAAAAGUAGCCCAGGAGUCCACCAGAGACUGCUCGGGCUACACUAAGGAGCAGAGAGGAAGGAGAAGUCGUGGAGGUGCAGUGAGGAUGCAGAGGACAGACCCAACGAGGAGAAUGGCUCCACCCUGCCCCAGUGAACCAGGCGAGAGGUCUGUCCUAGUGCCCGUCCGUCCCGCCCCCCCCCCCGUGCUGUGGACAGCUGGGCCGCGCGCCCCCACCCCGCCCUCGAGUGCUGUGUUUGAGGACGAACCGCAGUUGUCACUUCUCUUCUCGAUGUUUAUUUAUACAAGACCUGACCCGAUCAUUCGUCUGUGCAGCAGCCCUGCCUUCCACCGCUGUAGUCACCCUAGCCCUCGCCGUGCUAUUGAUGCUGUACCCCAUGGAACUCAAGAGCAGGAUACUGGAGCUGCAAGCAGUCAAAGGCUUCACCUAUUGCACCGGAUUGAGAAGAUGUUCCUGCAGUUACUGGAGAUCGAGGAGGGCCAGAAGGAUGGGCCCUCACAGCCCUGCCGCUCUGAGCAGCACAGCAACCAGGUCGAGAAGCUCUUCCAGGCUCUAAAGACCCAGGAGCAGAACAACCUGGAGGAGGCAGCAGAUAGCAUCCUGCAGGUGCUCUCCGUAAGGAAGGGGAAAGCCCUGGUGGCCCGGCUUCUGCCCUUCCUGCCCCAGGAUCGGGCUGUCAGCCUUCUUCUGGCUAUCACCCGCCACCUGCCCCUUCUGGUCCGGAGGGACGUGACUGACCAGGCCCUACACAUGCUAUUCAAACCUCUGGGCAAAUGUAUCAGUCACUUAACCUUCCAUGAACUCCUCCGAGGACUUCAGGGACUCAUGUUGCUACCACCCGGCUCCUCGGAGCGACCACUCGCCAUGCUGCUUCAGAAUCAGUUUGGAAUAUCUUUGCUCUAUGCUCUGCUGAGUCAUGGGGAGCAGCUGGUAUCCCUGGAUUCUACUCUAGAGGAACCCAACAGUGACCACACAAGUUGGACAGACAUGGUAGUUCUGAUUGCCUGGGAGAUAGCCCGAAUGCCUACAGCCUCUCUGGCAGAACCACUAGCCUUCCCCAGCAACCUAAUUCCCCUGUUUUGUCACCACGUGGACAAACAAUUGGUUCAGUAGCUAGAAGCUAGGAUGGAGCUUGCCUGGAUCUACUGA